UACUACCGCCUCUCGAGUCGCAUUUCAACAGCGAUAAUCAAAGCGACUACACGACAGAGUUGUACGCAGCAUCCACGCACGUCCAUCUGAUUCAACAUACAUCGCAUCGCCCGCGUGAGACGAGCAAGGAGAAAACGUUAUUAUUAGUGCGACGAAUCAAUCGUUCCUGAUCUUUUUUUCUACUAGAUUUUACUCAGCCACCAAGUGGAAGGAACACCGUCACCUAUCGUCUCAGGGAGGGCUUCCAAAAUCCCUCCCAUCUACGAACGUCCAACAACCAGCAACAUUUCAUUUGAGGAAGGAGGUGUUCAUAACGUAUCAAAAUCAUGCAACCGUCAGCCGCAGCCGUUAUCUGUUACUCGUGGCGUGAGAUCGCGGCCACUGGGCGAUGCCACCUCGACGAAGGUCGAGACAAUACCUCUCCUAAGCCCGACAAUGGAGUCCGAAUUUUUGAAAGAGCCCUGGAUAUUCCCGCACACAAAGACAAAUUCUUCUACGAGAAAAGAGGCCACCGCGGCAUUUCCCGCUUGGGAGGAGGACUUUCAGGAUCUGAGCAGCUGGUGCAUGGAUACGUUCCAGGCUCAAUGCGAUUUUCAUAUAGGUGAAUCGACUACAUUUAAACUAUCAGGUACGAAAUACGAGGGUAACGGCGUUUUGACUGUAGAAGAAGAGGGGACAUUAAAGGAUUUGAAGAGUACGACUGAUGAUGAGAAGUUGAGUUUGAAAAUGAAUACCGUUAAGACGAUCGAAGAUUCAAGUGACAAUAAUCAUCUGUUGCUAUCUCCAUCUGAACUGGUUAACGAUUAUGGAUUAAAGUAUAAUAAUGAGGAGAAGAAGGCAACCAACUCGUGGUUAAUGUCACCCGAAUCUAUAGCUUCUACAAGUACCGCGUCGAGUAAAAAACAUAACGCAGAUGCCGACGCGUUGCUUCAAGCCGAGUAUCGCGCAAACAACGAUCUGGCUUGCCCGACUUCACCGUUCGACUCCACCACAAAUCAGCGUGAAACAUGGGAUGAACUAUGUACGAUCGAGACGACCGGAUCGGACACGUUCGACCUGCUAUCGUAUCUCUGUGACGAUGAAAUGCGUUCACUGGAAGGCAGUGUUUCCACCGAUUCUUCGGCCAUGCUGAAACUCAGGUCGCACUCGAUGGUGUUGCCACCGUUAUUCUCGCCUUCUUCCGCAAAGGUGAAGGAGGAAGAAAUCAAUGAACCAACGACAUCAAGGUGUCGGAGGAUGUCAACACGUGCAACAUCGACGGUGACUUCAUCGUCGACCUCGUCAUCGGUGGAAGCUCCCAUAGCGUCUCGUAGAUCGGAGAGGGCGAGGACCAUUAGUACCAAAGCUGCUAGCAAGGAAAGAGAGAUAAUCGUUAGAACAAAGACGAGAGAAAAGAAAGAAAGAAAGAGGUACUAUGAAGAGAGCGAUUCUGAGGACGAUAUCACACUGUCGCAAUAUAGGGAGUGUCGGGAAAAAAAUAAUGAGGCAUCACGAAGAUCACGGAUGAAUAAAAAGGCCAAGGAAUCGGAAAUGAGCAUUAAGGCGAUCAAGUUGGAAAGGGAUAACAAGAUACUGAAGAUGAAGGUCGAGGAGCUAGAAAAAUUGGUGACGUCGAUGCGCAACGCGUUAUUACGAUCUGCUUUAAAAGGGGUGUUUUAAGAAUACACGCGUUACUUAAUAUCUAGACGUAUGUACAGAAUUGCCGCGUGCGCAUAAUUCAAUUAAUAACAUAUAUACACUUUUCUUUUUUUAUGGCAUACACCAUCUCAUCACGCAAUGUCUAAAGAAAUUAUGCAAACUUUAAUGUUGACUUAUUUGUCUUAAUGGAAUUAUAACGACGCCCUUGAGGCUUAUUAUUACUCGUUAUUAUUUUGAUGCUGUUUUAUCGAGAGGCGUUUUUUUUUUAUUGACAUAACGUCUCCCUAUAAAUAUUUAUAUAUCUUGUACAAUUAAUUUGCUCCGACUAAAGUAAUUAUGAACAAGUGAUAGAUUAUUCAUACUAUUUGCUGCAUAAUAUGCGUUAAAAAUUUAACGUUUAGCUAUAUGUCGGUACACGGAGAUACUGUAUAUUAUAAGCAAGAGUUUAUUUUGCUAUAAUGAAAGAAAAAGGGAAAAACCGAAAUUAAAAUGUAUUUUACGAAAUACACACAUACAUAUAUAUGCAUGUAUGUAAUAUAUAGCUUAUAAAUUACUCGGUGUAUAAUUCAAAAACGGUACUACACACGAGUAAAAAAAAAUAGGCAUACAAUUUUAAAUGAUAAUUGAUAUCGUUAUCGAAAAGUAGAUUUUAAUCGGAACAAAAUUGCAUAGUCAUAUAUUUUGUUCAGCCUUGUAUUGUACCUGAUAUGAGAAAAAGAAAAAAGUAAAGCAUGCAUAAAUACAUAUAUAUAUAUAUAUAUAUAUAUAUAUAUAUAUAUAUAUAUAUAUAGACAGAGAGAGAGAGAGAAAGAGGAGACAGGAUUUUAUUGCUGAAAAGCGUGUAUAAUCACAGACUUCUAUAUAUAUUAUACCUAUUUUGCUAACACGACUAUGUUUCAUAUGAAAUGUGAAACAAAGACACCCAUUUACAAUUAGGCAGAAUAUCGUAUCAAAUAUCGCAAAAUUCGAUACGUGUCAUUGAUAAGGUAAAAGAUCAAGUUUGUUAUAUUAAAUAGAAAAAAUAUACAAUACUAAACUAUAAAUUUUGCGCAGCUUUGUUAAUACUUCCCAUACAGAUCUCCAUUUGCGCAUUUGGCACUGGAUCUGCCAAAAUACGCUAUAUGAUUGCAGGUCUAUCUGAUGUAACAUGUUCAAUAUUUAUUGUAAACAGAAUAGAUGAAAACUGCACAAUCAUUAUUCGAUCUAGAGCGACGAAAUGGAAAUAAUAGAUAUAUUUUUAAAUCAAGUAUUUCUUCGAUAAGUGGAAAUAUCUAUACCAGUGUUGUGUUAUGUAAUUAUAUUCAUAAUUUGCGAAUAGUGUAUAUUAUAAUUGUAUAUUAAUCCAACUUAUCUAUAUAUAUUCUGCUUAAUUAUAAAUGGUUUCCUUGACUUCAGCUGUCACAGUGUUGUUAGCAAUCUAGGUAUAAUAUAUAGAAGUAUGUAUAAUUGAUGAUAGUGUGGUUUUCUACUACUGUAUGAAUUUGGACGAUAUUGAUACGAUGUAAAAGCAAAGUCGAAUAAAAACUUUAUUUUGAAAAAUCAAA
Cataglyphis hispanica is the source of this 3182-nucleotide messenger RNA. RefSeq lists its product as uncharacterized. Gene Ontology annotation, molecular function: DNA-binding transcription factor activity. Gene Ontology annotation, biological process: regulation of DNA-templated transcription. Lineage: Eukaryota; Metazoa; Arthropoda; Insecta; Hymenoptera; Formicidae. Bases 436 to 1659 code for a protein of 407 amino acids. The transcript has 5 exons. The record is from RefSeq and is a predicted model, not a curated record.